AUGGAGAAUGACGCCAUUGAUCAUUCUUCCUUGGAUCCUCCACCCGUUGCUCCUUCAAAAGCAGCCGUCGGAGGAUGGAGAGCCGUGAGAUUCAUACUUGCAAAUGAGACGUUUGAGAAAUUGGCGUCGAUGAGUUUGGUGGCGAAUUUGAUAUUGUAUUUGCACACGAUGUACAAUUUGGACAACGUGGCUUCGGCUAAUGUGAUCAACAUCUGGGGUGGCACCACCAAUUUCGCUCCCAUCGCCGGAGCUUUUCUUGCCGAUGCUUACUUGGGAAGGUUUUACACUCUCCUCUUCGGCUCCAUCGCAUCCUUCUUCGGCAUGGGAGUGUUGACCCUAGGCGCUGGUCUUCCUGAGCUAAGGCCUCCCAGCUGCAGCCACAGCCAAGCUAAGUGCCCACAGCCGCAGCCUUGGCAACUCGCCUUCCUCUACCUCGGCCUUGGAUUACUAGUGAUCGGAGCCGGCGGAAUAAGACCCUGCAACAUCUCYUUCGGUGCCGACCAGUUCGACACCACGACCUACAAGGGCCGAGCCAAGCUCGAAAGCUUCUUAAACUGGUGGUACUUCCUCUUCUCCAUCGCGCUCAUCGUGGCCCUAACCGUGGUCGUCUACAUCCAAACCAACAUCAGCUGGGUCACCGGCUUCGCCAUUCCCACUGCCUGCUUCGUCCUCUCUAUUUUGAUCUUCCUCCUCGGUCGCGGCACUUACAUCCGAAAGACCCCACAAGGGAGCGUCUUUGCUGAUAUGGCGAAAGUAAUCAUCGCCACGUGUCGCAAGUCCAAACUCUCCAAACCCAAUAACCAAAAUAACUUACACGACCCACCUCCCACAAUUCCGGAUUCCACCAAGCUUCCUCACACGAACAGGUUCUUAGUGUUUGAUAAGGCAGCCACCGUCGUUGAUCCCGUCGCCGAAUUGGACGAGCACGGGAAUUCCGUCAGCCACUGGAGAUUGUGCAGCGUCCAACAAGUGGAGCAGCUCAAAUGCGUUAUAGGGAUCGUCCCCGUUUGGGUGGCCGGAAUUUCGUGUUUCAUCGCAAUGCAGCAAAUGGGGUCGUUUGGGGUUUUGCAAGCCAUUCAAAUGGACAGAUUUCUAGGGCGGCAUUUCGAAAUCCCGCCGGCAUGGAUGAACCUCACGCCCAUGAUUGCGCUCUCCAUCUGGAUUUUUGUCUACGAGAAGUAUGUGGCAAUGAUGAAACGGAAGACCGGACAGAACAAGAGAAUCUCAAUGCAGCGGAGGAUCGAGAUCGGGAUCGUCAUGUCAGUUGUUUGCAUGGUCGUGUCCGGCAUUACCGAGAAGCUCCGCCGCGACUUGGCGGUUGGCAAUGGCUCAUUUGUUGCGCGGCUGCAUGUUACGGCGCUCRUACCGGAAUUCGCCUUGUCGGGCCUGACGGAAGCCUUUGCUGCCAUUGCUGUGAUGGAGCUUCUCACGACACACUUGCCGGAGAGCCUGAGGACGGUGGCCGGAGCUAUAUUUUUCUUGAGCUUGUCGUUGGCCAGCUAUCUCAGCUCGGUUCUUGUGGGAAUCAUCAGCAAAAUAAGCACUACAAUUGACGGGAAAAAAACUGCAUGGAUCGGUGGUAAUGAUCUUAAUCACAACCGGCUUGAAUACUUCUUCUACGUGGUUGCUGUGAUUGGGACCUUGAAUUUCUUCUAUUUUCGUUUCUUUGCCGCGGGUUUCUUACCCAAAAGURAUGUUGAUGAUCAUGAUCAGACACACGAGAGGCAGUUAGAAGAUGAGGAAACGGGUCGUAGAUGA
This is a messenger RNA of Momordica charantia (bitter melon), 1758 nucleotides long. Lineage: Eukaryota; Viridiplantae; Streptophyta; Magnoliopsida; Cucurbitales; Cucurbitaceae. The record is from RefSeq and is a predicted model, not a curated record.